Molecule: messenger RNA, 1251 nt
Organism: Centruroides sculpturatus (bark scorpion)
Lineage: Eukaryota; Metazoa; Arthropoda; Arachnida; Scorpiones; Buthidae
Exons: 1
Coding region: 1-1251 (416 amino acids)
Source: RefSeq, a predicted model, not a curated record
AUGGAUCAAGUCGAAGUAGAACUGGACUCAUCAUCAACAGAUUGCGAAGCCACAUCGAGACCAGGUUCCCCUGCCCGGUACUCCCAGGCCGACAGCACAUUUCCAACACUGGAAGCCAGGCUGUUAGCCGAAUCACAAGAGGACCUUCAACGCAUAAUGGACCUUCUGCCGCUUCCAAGCAAAUCCAACCCCUCCGUACCAGAUAAAAAGGAGAUAAAAGAAAGGGUGACUUCAAUGUUCGCAACUAUACAUCAGCUGUACGGCAGCCUGGUGGAGCUCAGAGCUGCCAAAAACACUACGGAGAGCUCACACUGUCAGUGCCACCAAACACAGCCAAGACUAAUACCUUCGUAUUCCGAAAUAGUAAAAACUAACAUCCCACAAAGUACAACAACGAAAACAAUAUCACGCUCUAUAAAUAAAAAGAUCCAAAGCGAAGGCUGCAGUAGCAGUUAUGCCUUGAUUGUAUAUCCGAACGAAGCCAAUCCUGAAACCAGCACCACCAACAUGGAAGUAAUAAAAAACAAUAUUAUAAAGGAGGUGAAGCCGGAUAAAUUGAAAAUUAAAGUGACGGCAAUUAGGAAGAUUAAAGGUAACGGUCUCUGCUUCCGUACCAGCAGCAAGAGGGAUGCCAUGAUUCUGGAGCAAGCGGUACAGGGACUCCCAGAAGUCCAACCACAAAUAAAAACUAGGGUCUCGGAAGGCAGGCGUCCAAGGAUAAUCUUGCUGAACGUCCCAAAUUCAGCUGAGGACGACAGCAUCAUCAGCACAAUCUACGAACAAAACGACUUCUUGAAUGGGAUAAGCAAACAGGAAUUUGAGGAAUCAACAAGAAUAAGCACAACCCUAACAAAAGGAAAUACUAAGGAAAACUGCAGGCAUGUUGUGCUUUCAACUACACCGGGAAUAAGGAACCAGCUUAUAAAAGAAAAAUACAUCUCACUAUCAUGGGCGAACAUUCGUAUAGAUGACUACGUGCACAUAACCCGUUGUUUCCAGUGCUGCGGGUACAACCAUCUUGCGAAGGACUGUACGUCUAAACAAAUCUGUAGUCAUUGCUCCAAAGCACAUAGAUAUAACGAAUGCACAAGAAGAGAGCAGCCAUCGUGUUGUAUCACUUGCAAAUUGGCAAACAAGGGUCUGCCCCCCGAGAAACGGCAGCCCACGAACCACAAUGCUUUUGACCUAAAGUGUCCCCAAACCAUUAAAAUAAGGGAACAAGUUAUUAAACAGACCAAUUAUGGGUACUAA